Alnus glutinosa is the source of this 8467-nucleotide messenger RNA. RefSeq lists its product as uncharacterized. Bases 174 to 8312 code for a protein of 2712 amino acids. The record is from RefSeq and is a predicted model, not a curated record. The transcript has 31 exons. Gene Ontology annotation, cellular component: nucleolus; 90S preribosome; small-subunit processome. NCBI's taxonomy places the organism in Eukaryota, Viridiplantae, Streptophyta, Magnoliopsida, Fagales, Betulaceae.
AACCCGGUCCAGACUCAACCCUACAAGCUCCACAAGUAACCCAAAACCUUUUCAAGGCGGUACACCUCUUCACUCCUCCAACGUUCCACCGAGCUCCCUCACCCCCUCUCUUUCUCUCUCUCUCUCUCUGGAAGAAGAAGAAGAGGAGCUUGAGUUGAGCGAAACCCUAAGCAAUGGCGACGCCAUCGCAUGCACAGGCGGUGAAGUCACUUAACAAAUCCCCGGGCCGCCGCCGUUUUGUUUUCAGGACGUUCUCUCAGAGGGUAGAAGAGAUUGAUAUCGAUGUCUUCCGGAACCUCGACAAAGUGAAGGCUGAUCCCUCAGAGGGGUCAUCCUUUUUCCGGGACUGCCUCAUGGAAUGGAGGGAAUUGAAUACUGCAGAGGAUUUCAUUUCGUUUUACGAGGAAAUGUUGCCCUUGGUACAAACAUUGCCGUUGGUUUUAUUGCACAAGGAGUUAAUAUUAUCGAAACUUCUCUCUAGAUUACAAAUGAAAGCAAGGCUAUCUCUUGAGCCUAUUCUUAGGUUAAUUGCAGCUUUAUCUAGAGAUCUCUUGGUGGAUUUUGUUCUUUUUCUGCCAAGGAUUGCUGAUUCUUUAGUGUUUCUUCUAGAAAGUGGUGUUGACAGGGAGCCGGAGAUUAUUGAGCAGAUUUUUACAUCAUGGUCAUAUAUUAUGAUGUAUUUGCAAAAGUAUUUGAUACGCGACCUUGUGUAUGUGCUCAAGGUUACGGUAAAACUAAGAUUUUAUCCCAAGGAUUAUGUCCAAGAAUUUAUGGCAGAGGCAACAUCUUUCUUGCUUAGGAAUGCACAAGAUGAGCAGCUACAGGAUGGUAUUAAAAAGAUAAUGAUUGAAGUCAUGAAGAAACCAUUACCUGCCAGAAAAUUUGGCGCUAGCACUUUACUUUUUUAUGUUUUGAGAGGGGCCUCAUCAAGGUUCCACUCAAAAGCAAAGCGAGUAUUACGGUUACUGAUGGACAGUACGAUACUUGGUUCAGACUCUGUUGUUGAAGUUGUGAUUACUGCAUUUCGAAGACUGUGUGAGGAGAUAGAGCCGAAGGAGUUGGACUUGAUCUCGAAAUGCUUAUAUCAGAAAAUUAAUGACUGUGUAACAAAUGGAUGCAUUUUGCAUUUAAGUCGCCUUUUAUCGCUGCUUAUUUCCAUUGUUCAGAUUCAUAAUGGGCGAAAGUUUUAUGAUUACCAAUCGUUGCUUGAACAUGUGGGGUUUCUUGUGCAAAUAUUUGUCAUGUCUUCUGGCUUUGGGAAGGCAGAGGUUCCCGAAACAGAAGUUAUUGAUAAGGUUCUUGAAUUGAUGAUAUGUAUUCUCAAUGGGCUCCACAAUUUUAAUAAUAUGCCAGCUAUCUCUAGCUGUUCAUUGCAAUGGGCUCCUGUAUUCACGUUAAGGAACUCGAGUUUGCUGACAUUUAUUAAAGAACUACUGCAGAAGGACCCUUGCAUAGUAUAUGUUUUCGCAGUUAACAUCUUAAGUGCAAUGAAGAAUUUGAUAAAGACUUCGCAAGAAGAAGUCAUAUAUUUGUUACUGUCCUUCUUUGACGUAAUAGAAGUGAAUGGGCAAGAGCCCAACUUCUUAGAUGGCAUGAAGAGUUUGAUAGAGACUUCGCAAGAAGAAGUCAUAUAUUUAUUACUGUCCUCCUUUGAAGUAAUGGAAGUGAAAGUGCAAGAGCCCAACUUCCUAGAUGGCACAUUUGGAAAAGAGUUUCCAAAGAUGCAGGAGGCUAUCAGCCGUUGGAUUCGGGAAAUAAACGUUAUUGUGCAUGGUGAUCCAUCAUCUUCUCAUAUUCCUGAGACUAAGUUGGCUCUUCUGUGGGGAAUAAUUAGAUGCUUGCCUCAUAUGAUUAAUUUCCAAGAGAGGUCAUCCUGUAUAAUGAAUUUGAUAGAUGCACUUGAUCAGCUACCGUUGACUGAAGAUGGUUGCCUAGCAGGUCUUCCUAAACAAGCCUGGCAAAGCGUACUUGGUGCUGCUUUGAGUUCUUAUAAUAAAUCACAUAAUGCUGAAAAAUCUGGGCCUGAAGAAACAAGUAAAUUUUUGCAUCUAGCAAAAAGAUACAGAUCAUCUUCACAAGUAUUGUCUGCUGUUGCUGAUUAUUUGGAUUCUGUGUAUGGGCCUACAUCGGAAGCAAACAGUUGCAAUAGAAAGUAUCAUCCGGAACUUUCAGUGGAGAAUGCUGUGGAUGCAUUAAGCAUCUUUGCUGAUAAUUUGCACCACUCAAAUAGGGGGAUGCGCGUUUCAACUCUUAAAAUAUUGUGUCACCAUGAACUUCUAAGCUGUGUAGAUUCUACAAAUGAUCAAUCGGUUGAGAAGCAAAUGAAAACUGAAGUUUCUCAGACAUCCCUUGUAGAUAGUCAUGGCAAUAAUGUUCUUCAGUUGCUUCUCUCAAUCGAGGAGACUCCGCUUUCAAUUUCUACCAGCCGGAAAGUGAUCCUAUUGAUUUCUAGAAUACAGAUGAAUCUCUCUGCGGGCAGAGUACCUCAAGCCUAUGCGCCCCUCGUUUUGAGCGGGAUAGUUGGUAUAUUGAAUAACCGUUUUAGUUAUCUUUGGAAUCCAGCAUUGGAGUGCCUUGGAGUUUUGAUGAGCCAGCAUGCUCGACUUGUAUGGGAUGACUUUGUUCGUUAUCUUGAGCAAUAUCAGUCAAUGUUUCAUACAUCCCCUGAACUAGACAGAGGGAACUCUAAACUUUAUGACGAGUCAAGUGAUCUUGUCCAUCGUUUUCGUUCGUUUGUUACUCCAGAAUCUGAUAGCACUCCAUGUGCAACGGUAUUGUCCUUGUUGCUGCAAUCAUUACAAAAGAUUCCAAAUGUUAUAGAAUCUCAGUCUCUGGAGUUAAUUGAUUUGUUCUCAAAGUUUCUGGGCUAUAAGCUGAAUGAUCCUGUAAGUGCUUGUAAAGGCAAAGAGUGGAAGGUUGUCCUUAAAGAAUGGUUAAACUUGCUGAGAUCAAUGCGGAACCUGAGAUCUUUUUAUCAGAGUCAAUAUCUUAAAGAAGUUCUGCAAAACAGGCUUCUGGAUGACAAUGAUGCUGAAAUCCAGAUGAAGGUUCUUGAUUGCCUAUUAAUUUGGAAGGAUGAUUUCUUACUCCCAUAUGAUCAGCAUCUGAAAAAUUUAAUAAGCUCCAAAUAUUUGCGAGAGGAGCUAACAACAUGGAGUUUGUCCAAAGAAUCUAAUCAGAUUGAAGAAGAACACAGAGCUUAUCUUGUGCCUAUAGUUAUCCGUCUUCUGAUGCCAAAAGUUAGAAAAUUGAAGACACUUGCCUCGCGAAAGAAUGCAAGUGUUCAUCUCCGAAAGGCAGUUCUUGGUUUCAUUGCUCAACUUGAUGUUGAGGAGCUUCCUCUUUUCUUCGCAUUGUUAAUAAACCCAUUGCAAAUAAGUUCUAAAGAAACUGAUAGUACGUCGUGGACUUCAUGGGAAAAUUCUAUGGAUCAAUUUCGAGCAUAUAAUUUCUUAAAGUAUUUCACCGUGGAUAAUAUAAUAGCCCUGUCUUGGAAGAAGAGAUAUGGUUUUCUGCAUGUGAUUGAAGAUGUUCUAGGAGUUUUUGAUGAAUUUCAUCUCAGACCUUUUCUUGAUCUUUUAAUGGGAUGUGUUGUUCGGGUGCUGGGAAGCUGCACAUCAAGCAUUGACGUUGCAAAGUGCAAUGGAGUCUCCUCACUUGAAGAUCACUCUAACGCUGAUCUCACUGUACUUGAGAAAGACAGUGCAUCAGCAAGUGAUGUCCGGACCAGCAGUGCUGUGAAGCAGUUCAAAGCUUUAAGGUCUCUAUGCCUGAAAAUCGUUUCUCUUGUCCUCAAUAAGUAUGAAGAUCACGAAUUUGGUUGCGAGUUCUGGAACCUAUUCUUUGCAUCUGUGAAACAUUUAGUGGACGGUUUCAAACAGGAGGGUUCCAGUAGUGAGAAACCAAGUUCACUGUUCUCUUGCUUUGUUGCUAUGAGUAGAAGCCACAAGCUUGUAUCACUCUUGAGUAGGGAAAAGAAUCUUGUCCCUGAUAUAUUUUCCAUAUUGAGUGUCACGUCAGCUUCUAAAGCUAUUGUAUCAUGUGUUCUUACCUUCGUUGAGAACCUGUUGAACCUUGAUAGCGAAUUAAAUGAUGAAGAAGAUUCUACAAAGAUAGUCCUACUUCCAAACCUUGAGGCGCUUAUCUGCAGCUUGCAUUGUCUUUUCCAAAGUGAUAGUGCAGCCAAGAGGAAGUUGGUCAAAUGUCCUGGGGAGAGAGAAAUAAGAAUUUUCAAAUUAUUAUCUAAGUAUAUAAAGGAUCCGUUGCUAGCAACAAAAUUUGUAGACAUCUUGGUCCCAUUCAUAACAGAAAGAGCUAAAAAUUGUGAUCUUUAUUCGGAAGCUGUGCAAGUCAUUCGAGAUAUUGUCCCAAUGUUAGGGAGCCAUAGUACUAAAAAAAUUCUGACAGCAGUUACCCCGCUACUUGCUUCUGUUGAACUGGAUAUGCGGCUGUCUAUUUGUGAUCUUCUUGAUUCACUUGCUGAAGCCGAUCCUUCUGUCCAGUGUCUGGCCAAAAUUGUUCGUAAAUUGAAUGCAACCUCUACUACAGAAAUGGGUAGCCUUGAUUAUGACGCUAUCGUGGAUGGUUAUAAUGAGAUUUGUAUUGAUUUCUUCUAUACUGUUCCUGAGGAUCAUGCAUUGGUCAUUUUAUCACAUUGUGUGUAUGAUAUGUCAUCUGAAGAAUUGAUCUCAAGGCAUAGUGCUUAUGGGUCACUGCUCUCGUUUGUUGAAUUUUCUGCCCAAAUCCUUGGCCAAGAAGGAAAAGGUCACCAAGAAAUUACUUGUAAGAUGAUUACGCAUGAUGAUGGUUGUUGGACUAGAGCAUCUAUUCAGCGUGUAACAAUCAAGUUUCUUUUGAAGCAUAUGGGGGAUGCAUUGAGCAGAGAAACUACAGUGAAGAAGGAAUGGAUAAAUUUACUACGAGAAAUGCUUAUGAAACUACCAGAAGUAGCAAAUCUUAAUUCGUUAAGGGCUCUGUGCAGUAACGAUGCUGAAGUAGAUUUUUUCAACAAUAUUGUUCAUUUGCAGAGGCAUAGGAGAGCAAGGGCAUUGUCGCGUUUUAGGAAUGUUAUCAGUACAAGCAACAUGUCAGAGGAUAUUUUAAAUAAAGUUUUUGUGCCGCUCUUUUUUAGUAUGUUGUUUGAUAAACGAGAAGGAAAUGGAGAACAUGUUAGAGUUGCGUGCAUAGAGGCCCUUGCUUCAGUUUCUGGUCAUGUUGAAUGGAAGUCAUACUAUGCGUUACUGGUUAGAUGCCUCCGAGAGAUGACUAGGAAUCCAGACAAGCAAAAGCACUUAUUGAGGCUAACUUGCUCCAUAUUGGACAAAUUUCAUUUUUCAGAAAUUCAUAAUAACCAAAAAGCCAAUGACUCUGUGGAGAAUGCUUCUGAUGCUAGGACAAUUGGUAGUUGUUCUUCCACUAUGGUAACUGAGAUACAGAGAUGCCUUCAUAAAACUGUGCUCCCAAAGAUACAUAAGCUACUCAAUUCUGAUUCUGAUAAGGUCAAUGUUAACAUCAAUCUUGCUGCCCUUAAACUACUAAAGUUGCUCCCUGGGGACAUAAUGGACUCACUGCUUCCUAGCAUCAUUCAUCGUAUUUGUAACUUCUUAAAGAAUCGGUUGGAAAGCAUACGUGACGAAGCUAGGUCUGCUUUGGCUGCUUGUUUGAAGGAGCUUGGGCUGCAAUACCUGCAGUUUAUAGUUGGGGUUUUGCGAGCUACCUUGAAACGAGGAUAUGAGCUGCAUGUAUUGGGAUACACACUCAAUUUCAUCUUGUCCAAGUCCAUUUCAAUUCCAAGUAGUGGGAAGUUGGAUUACUGUUUGGAAGAUCUCCUUUCAGUAGUAGAGAAUGACAUUCUUGGAGAUGUUGCUGAGGAAAAAGAAGUGGGAAAGAUUGCUUCAAAAAUGAAAGAAACUAAAAUGCGACAGUCUUUUAAAACCCUGGAAUUGAUAGGCCAGAGUAUAACAUUCAAAACUCAUGCCUUGAAGCUUCUUUCGCCUGUUACAACACAUUUGCAGAAGCAGCUCACGCCAAAAGUCAAAACUGAAUUGGAAAAAAUGUUAACUCACAUAGCUGUUGGUAUUGAACGAAAUCCAUCUGUAGAUCAGACUGACCUGUUCAUCUUUGUAUAUGGCCUCAUUGAAGAUGGGAUUAAACACGAAAAUGGUCAGCGCGAACAUUCAUUAGUCGCAGAGGCAAAGAAACAUCAUAGGAAGGACUUGAGAGAGAAAAGAAUAACUUCAGGCCGACUUGUCAACGUAUCUUCACAUCUUCUUAUUGUGUUUGCUCUCAGGAUGUUGCAUAAACGUACAACAAGUUUGAAACAGGGAAAAAUUGAGCACGUUUUAUCAAUGUUGGAUCCUUUUGUCACACUUCUAGGGAGCUGCUUGGCUUCCAAGUACGAAGAUAUUUUAUCUGCGUCCCUUAGUUGCCUCACUUCAUUGGUCAGGCUGCCUUUACCAUCCCUUGAAUCUCAAGCUGAUAAAAUGAAGGAGGCAGUCUUUGAUAUUGCACAUAGUUCGGUAACUUCAAGCAGUCCUCUAAUGCAGUCGUGUCUAAGAUUGUUGGUUGUACUUCUGCGGAGCACCAGUAUCACCCUUUCAUCAGAUCAGUUACAUCAGUUAAUUCAGCUUCCUCUGUUUGUUGAUCUUGAAAGGGAACCUUCUAAUCUUGCCCUUUCAUUGCUAAAGGCAAUUGUUAAUCGCAAGCUAGUUGUUCCUGAGAUUUAUGAUCUUGUAACUCAAGUUGGGGAAUUGAUGGUGACCAGUCAAGUGGACUCAAUUCGCAAGAAAUGCAGUCAAAUUUUAUUACAGUUUUUACUUGAUUAUCAGCUUUCAGUAAAACGUUUGCAAGAACAUCUAGAUUUUCUGCUUUCAAAUUUAAGAUAUGAGCAUUCAUCUGGAAGAGAAGCUGUGCUUGAAAUGCUUCAUGCAAUCAUUGUCAAAUUUCCAAGUAAAAAUGUGGAUGAGCAAUCGCAGACAUUAUUUGUGCAUUUGGUGGUUUGCUUAGCCAAUGAUGAGGAUAAUAGGGUUCGUUCCAUGACUGGUGCAGCUAUAAAGAAGCUCAUUGGGUGUGUAAGCUCACAUUCACUUCAUUCCAUUCUUGAGUACACAUUGUCUUGGUAUUCGGAAGAGACACAGCAACUGUGGAGUGCUGCUGCACAGGUCUUGGGAUUACUAGUUGAGGUCAUGAAGAAAAAAUUUCAAAUACAUGUUAAUAGGGUACUGCCAGUGACCAGAAAAAUUUUACAGUCUGCCAUCAGUAGGCAACUAGAUGUUUCUGAGGAAACUGCUGUUGCUUUCUGGAAAGAGGCAUAUUAUUCACUUGUUAUGUUGGAGAAGAUGCUACAUCAGUUCCGUGAUUUGUGCUUUGAAAGUGAUCUUGAGGAAAUCUGGGAGGCAAUCUGUGAGUUGCUUUUGCACCCACAUAUGUGGCUACGCCACAUAUCAAGUCGCCUCAUAGCCCUGUACUUUGCCCGUGUAAUAGAAGCUCAGAAAGAAAAUGAAGAAAAAGCAUUUGGAACUUAUUUUCUUAUGAAGCCAAGUAGACUUUUUCUUAUAGCUGCUUCCCUCUGCUGCCAAUUGAAGACACAACUAACUGAUGAUGCUGCCAGCAACCUGAUAACACAAAAUAUUGUGUUCGCAAUAUGUGGUGUGCAUUCUUUGAUGGGACAGAUGGAGUACGUGGAUUCUCCCAAGUUCUGGUCUACCCUUGAACAGCAUGAGCAAGGCCGUUUUCUUAAAUCUUUCGAAUUGCUUGAUUCAAGAAAAGGAAGAAGCAUGUUUUUGUCUCUUUCAUCUGGUGUAUGCAAUCAAAAGGAACAAGCUCAGUCCAAGGAUAUUCGAUACUUGAUAAUUUCGUAUUUGCUUAAAAGAAUGGGAAAGGUUUCCCUUCAAAUGGAGGCUAUUCAGAUGAAAAUUGUAUUCAAUAGUUUUUCAAAAAUUUCAUUAGAAAUCAGUCAGGACAAUUGCCUCCAUUAUGCAUCUCAAAUGUUGCAGCCGCUAUAUAAAGUUUGUGAAGGGUUUGCUGGGAAAGUGAUCCCUGAUGAUAUGAAGCAAUUGGCACAAGAAGUUUGUGAAACUAUGAAGAAAAUUUUAGGUCAGAACUUUGUACAAGUUUACAGCGAGAUCAGGAAGAAUCUCAAGGCAAAAAGGGAUAAGAGGAAACAAGAAGAAAAGCUUAUGGCUGUUGUCGAUCCAAUGCGCAAUGCCAAGAGGAAGUUGAGAAUUGCCGCUAAGCAUCGUGCCAAUAAGAAAAGGAAGAUAACGGCGAUGAAAAUGGGAAAAUGGAUGCAAAAGAAACGAAGGACAAUGUGAAAGAAAAAUAAAUAGUAGUAUUUUUAAUAUGUAUAUAAUCUGUAAAUAUUUAUAUAUACAUUUAUCAAAUGUGACUAUCCAUCUACCUACUGGCAUCGUUGUACUAUUUACAUUAAUUUUUCAGCGAGCUGAUCUGUCUUUUUUUUACCCCGCAA